CUCUCAGAAAAUAAGUUAGUACACGUUAAACACUACAUACCUACACACACAAUGGAACAUAAAGUGGAAUUUCCUUUGGAAUCAGCAGAGGAACACAAGAAGUGCUGCAGAUUGAUGGCCAAACCCGCUUCUUAUAUGGAAAAUGAGGAACCCCAUCUUACACCUGCCUUAAAGGAACACUACGAAACGGAGGCGAAAGUACUGUGCCUCCUGGUGAACCUGGAAACCCGCUUCCGGGACUACUACAACCAGUACCAGUGCGAAAUGCAGGCCCAGAGCAUACUGAUCGAACGCAUUUGGCUGCUCACCCAGCGUUACCUAAUUCUGAUCAGCUCCGAACAGAGCUGUCGAUUUCCCGAGGUCUAUACUCUGUCAACCGAAGAGGCGAUCAUCAACGAGUACGAGGAGAAACUGGAAGUGGUGCGGGCCUCUAAUAACACAUUGAAAAAGUCCCUGUUGGAGAUCAGCCAGCACUGCAAGGAGUUCUACGCAGCCUACGAUCGACUGGACAAGACCCAGGAAACGCCGUUCAUCUUGGGGGACAAGUUCCACCAAGGGAUCAAGCGCCACAAGAUCAUGGCCGUCGAAAUAUUCAACUACUUGUACGCAUUGGUCCUGAAACUCAAGUGCUUCAUGCACCAGCUGGAUCCCGUGAAUCUGGAGAGUGUGGAGGAGUACCGGGACCUGCUGCAAAACGAGGCCCAGAUGGAGGAGUUCGAGGAGUAUCUGAAGGUGCGGUUCACCUACUGCAAUUGCCUCCGACCAAUGAAAACUUGCCCCAUAUUCAAGCUGAAGUGUUCCCACAAAAAUCUAUUAAAUUUGAAGUAUGUCAGUCGAAUCUAAUCUAAUUGACAAUAAAUGGAAGCCCUCCAAAACAGAA
Molecule: messenger RNA, 880 nt
Organism: Drosophila ficusphila
Lineage: Eukaryota; Metazoa; Arthropoda; Insecta; Diptera; Drosophilidae
Exons: 2
Coding region: 52-843 (263 amino acids)
Source: RefSeq, a predicted model, not a curated record